CUCGACAUUCAAGACGACGAAGGAGAAGACCGAAGGUGGGAUGGCAUUGGGCUGCGGCCUAGUCCAGCGCCUACUUUACACCGAUUGCCCUCCACCUCGCCCAUAUAUUAAUGGCUGACCCGAAUUUCGUAAGUCCUUCACUACCACUCGCUAUCCGUUUCCUCUCUUCCGGUUCCCCAGAUUCUUGUCUCUUCCCCGGCCUGCAUUCUUCCUCCAUACUCCUCUCCACACUUCAUCAAACAUGACUUCGGAUAGCGUGACGAACGGCUACACCAAUGGCGCUACGAACGGUUAUGCCAACGAGCGCACGCCGCUGCGACCGGGCAUCUACUCGCCGACUAUGACCUUUUUCGAUCCGGAGACGGAAGAAGUCGACCUGCCCACGGUCAAGAAACAUGCAGUACGACUUGCCCAAGCCGGCCUGGUCGGUCUGGUAACUAUGGGUUCCAACGGCGAAGCGGUCCACCUGAACCGGGCCGAGAAAGCAGCCAUCACGCGAGCAACACGAGAAGCUCUUGACGAGGCAGGAUACCGUGACGUGCCAGUUAUUGCAGGAGCUUCCGAGCAAGGCAUCAAACUCACCAUUGAGCUUUGCAAGGAGUCCGCCGAGGCUGGUGCUGAGUACGUACUACUGGUGCCGCCAAGCUACUACCGCUACGCGAUGGACGAGGAUGCGAUUCACGAGUACUACACGAAAGUAGCUGAUGGGUCACCACUACCUCUCAUCCUGUACAACUACCCGGGAGCUGUUGCCGGCCUCGACAUGGACAGCGAUCUCAUAAUCAAGCUGGCCAAACACCCGAACAUCAUUGGGACCAAGUUUACGUGCGGAAAUACUGGAAAGCUCACGCGAGUAGCUCUGGCGACCAACGCCUGCACCACCAAGAGCGCCGGCAGCGGAUACAUGGCAUUUGGCGGUAUGGCAGACUUUACUGCUCAAACUGCAGCCAGUGGCGGCUCAGGUAUCAUUGCCGGUGGAGCCAACGUCAUCCCCAAGGUCUGCGUCAAGGUAUGGAAUCUGUGGGCAGAGGGCAAGUACGACGAGGCUUUGGAGCUACAAAAGGUCUUGAGCAAGGGCGAUUGGGUUCUUACCAAGGCCGCCAUCCCAGGAACGAAGUCCGCUAUCCAGUCCUACUUUGGCUACGGCGGCUUCCCCCGCCGCCCGCUGAAGAGGCUUCCCAAGGAGAAGGUGACCGCAGUCGCAGAAGGCAUCCGGGAGGUUAUGGAAGUGGAAAACAGCUUAUGAUAACGUCUGACCCGGUUUCCUUUCCUGCAUUCGUUCAUUAUCAUUUUCCCUUUGGUUGUCCUGGGUCUCGGCGCACUCAUUGCCGAAGCUCGGUCUAACUCCCCCCGGAGUCCAUUUUCACCAACGCAUGUCACUCUGCAUUUAUGAGGGUUCCAUUAUUUGUACAUAAAUAACAUGGGAUGGGUAGGGUAAUAGAGGACGGAUUCCUUACUUGAAC
This is a messenger RNA of Trematosphaeria pertusa, 1463 nucleotides long. RefSeq names its product aldolase. NCBI's taxonomy places the organism in Eukaryota, Fungi, Ascomycota, Dothideomycetes, Pleosporales, Trematosphaeriaceae. Gene Ontology annotation, molecular function: 4-hydroxy-tetrahydrodipicolinate synthase activity. The transcript has a single exon. The coding region runs from base 242 to 1246 and encodes 334 amino acids. The record is from RefSeq and is a predicted model, not a curated record.